AUACUCGAUAGCUCUUUGUUAGCGGGUACAUACAUAACAUCUAUUUUGAAUUUAGUUGCCCGCGCGAUUCCGUCGCGGUCGGUCGCCUCAUUCACUGCAACGUAUUUUCUCCAAUUUAAACAUUUGUUUACAACAAUCUUGUGCGUGAUUGUGGUUAUUUGAAUAGUGAUUAUAUAUGUUUUAAUUAGAAACCAUUUUACUCUACAACUAGUACCUACAACACCACAAUGGUAGCCAGAAACUUGUUCACCGUAAACAGAACUUUGACAACAGUGAAACAGAGUUCAAAAUACGCAAGUGUUGUGAUAAGGAAUCAUAGUGUUUGGACUCAGGAGAGAGUGGUCAAAUCGCCUUUUAAAGACAUUCAGAUACCAAAUUGUACCUUAUAUGAGUAUAUUUGGCAGAAUCUCGAUAAAUGGCCGGAGAGGACUGCAUCUGUCUGUGCAGUGACUGGCAGAGGGUACACUUACGAACAAGCGUUCAAGUUAUCAAACAGGUUUGCUGCAAACCUUAGGACGAAGUUCAAGAUCCAAGAUGGAGAUGCCGUUGCCGUGAUGUUACCUAAUGUUCCGGACUAUCCUCUCGUGUCCUUGGGGAUAUUGGAGGCAGGAGGAGUGAUUACUAGUAUCAAUCCUAUUUACACUGCUCAUGAAGUACAACGCCAGCUGAAAUUGUCUGCAGCUAAGAUGAUUGUAACAUUACCAGAAAUAGUACCAACUAUAAAGGAAGCGUUAAAGCUUGUCCAACUAGACAUUCCAAUCGUUGUAGUAAAAACCAACGAUAGUCCAGUUCCUGAAGGAACAGCAUUAUUUAACGAACUUAGUGAAGAUAUUCAUGCGAAUAAAUCUAUACUGAAGCAAGUCAGAAGGACUGCAGAUGAUGUUUGCUUUCUACCAUACUCUAGUGGAACUACAGGACUACCGAAAGGCGUGGAGCUCACCCACAGGAACAUUAUAGCUAACUGCGAGCAGAUCAAUGAACCAAUUAUCGCUAUGCACAAAGAAACUACAGCUACUCAUCAAGAUGUUGUGAUGGGCGCGUUGCCAUUCUUCCAUAUCUACGCAGCGACUGUCCUUAUGUUCCACAAGAUGUCUGUCGGAGCUAAAUUAGUGGCUUUAGCCAAAUUCCAUCCUGAUGCAUUUCUGAGUUGUAUUGAGAAGCAGAAGACUAACGUGUUGAUGGUAGCACCCCCUUUGAUUCUUUUAAUGGCGUCUCAUCCAGCGGCUACUGCGAAAACUCUCGAGUCUAUAGAUGUUGUUUGUAAUGGAGCAGCUCCUUUAGCUGGAAGUGACGUAGAAAGAUUGAUGAGACGAAUGCAGAGAGACAUAGAUUUCAGACAAGGUUAUGGACUGACGGAGACAUCUCCAACGUUGACAGUCACUCCUAAAGGGUUGCUCCGCUACGAAGCAACUGGACCACCUGUAGCAAACACUGAAAUGAGGAUCGUGGACUCUGAUCUCAACAACUUGGGUCCUAAUGAGACUGGUGAGAUCCUUGUCCGAGGUCCUCAAGUGAUGCGUGGCUACAAAGACAACCCUGAAGCCAAUAAAGAAACGCUCCUAGAAGGCGGUUGGUUCAGGACUGGAGAUUUGGGCGUGGCUGAUGAGGAUGGCAUUCUCGUAAUUGCUGAUAGGCUCAAGGAGCUAAUUAAGGUUAAAGGCUUCCAAGUGCCUCCAGCGGAACUAGAAUCCGUUUUACGAGAACAUCCUUCGGUGAAUGAUGCAGCUGUCAUUGGGGUUCCUCACCAAACCAAAGGAGAGUCACCAAAAGCCUUCGUAGUACUUAAGAAUGGUCACAAAUGCACUCCUCAGCAACUCAGCGAAUUCGUUAAUGAGAAAGUAGCAGCUUACAAACAUGUAGACGAUAUUACUUUUAUAGAGAGUGUUCCGAAAAGUGCAGCUGGGAAGAUUUUAAGAAGAGUACUAAGGGACCAGUACUGUUAACAUAGGAAUUAUAAAGCAGGUUGUUUUGUUAAAGGCAUUCACAAUUUGUGAGAAAAUGAGAUGCAAUAUUAUAGUUCCGUAACUUUUCCACAGAAUAUUUUAAAAUGACUUGAAACUCCUGCAGGGUAGUUAGAUUGAUAAAAUGUCAAUUUGUAUAUUGUAAAUAGUUUUAAGGACGAUAUUUUUUUUAAAUGAGAAUUUUUUUCGAUGAAUUUUGGGAGAUAAUUGCUAUAUUACCUUUCAUGUCGACGGCAUAUCUUUCGUUACCCUUUUUUAUUUGACCAAAUUAAUAAUUUAUUUCAGUACUACAGUUACCGCGAGAGAGAUAGCUAGAUAAAAAGGAAUCCUUUAUUAAAUUUUCUUGAGACACAAUUGCGAAUUUUUAAGCAUUUUUUUUAUAGUUUGAAUAAACAUUUAAAAUUACUUAGGAAGAUGUGUGACUAUUUUGGUCCCUUUAAAUUAAUUAACACCUUUUCUACCGUUCCAUAAGUCGAUAUUUUUGAUGGUAAACAGAAAAAAAUACUUUUUUUUCAUAGGAAAGUCAGGUGAUUUUGGUCAAAUGAAAUGAUAAAUAAUAUUUAUGAUUGACGGACAUAAGGGUUACUAUUGCAAUUCUAUCUUUAUUUAUACUCUCAUUAGGAGUUUAAAUAAAAUAUAAAUCAUAUAGGGAAAAGAAUAACUAAGUAUGAAGAUUUUUUCGAAAAUCAAGAUACAUUUUUAAAUUAGAAUGAAUCGAAGGAGGUUACGUAAAAUAUAGUUCUGACUAAAGAUUUACAAAAAGCUUUAAUAUCUUGUAAAAACACGUAGAUAUAAAACAUAUUAUAUUGUUAAAUCAGUAAAUAAUAGGUCUUUACCUAUGAAAUUGCCGUUUUGCAUGAAAAAAUUUAAACGAAUUUUUUAUUUGAAAUGCGAUAAAAAUUUAACACUAAUCAAUAAACGAAUUACUACUUUUGGAAAAAGAAUCCCAUAUUUUUAGAACAAAAUUAAUUAGCCUUAGCCUAACAAAAACUAUUUUGAUUUGAAAUGGCCAGUACUGCGGCAAUUUCAUAGGUUCACCUAUUAAUGAAAUCGUGGGUAGAUACGUAAGUAAAAAUAGUGACAGAGAACCUUUUUGUAUCUUUUUAAAUUUUUAAUUAUGUUUCGAGUUGUAACAUUGUUAUACUUAGACGAAAUAAUAAAAAACGUAUAUUUUUAAAUA
This is a messenger RNA of Spodoptera exigua (beet armyworm), 3141 nucleotides long. Lineage: Eukaryota; Metazoa; Arthropoda; Insecta; Lepidoptera; Noctuidae. The record is from the annotation of a GenBank genome assembly.